Messenger RNA from Spodoptera frugiperda (fall armyworm), 954 nucleotides. It is a transcript of the gene Mlc-c, whose product is annotated as myosin-2 essential light chain. Bases 297 to 740 code for a protein of 147 amino acids. Gene Ontology annotation, cellular component: myosin II complex. Gene Ontology annotation, molecular function: calcium ion binding; myosin heavy chain binding. Lineage: Eukaryota; Metazoa; Arthropoda; Insecta; Lepidoptera; Noctuidae. The transcript has 5 exons. The record is from RefSeq and is a predicted model, not a curated record.
UCUCUUUCGGCUUGUUUGUCUGACUUAGAUAUUGUUCUGUCUAGUUUUAUACGAGUUUAUGGUUUUUAAUUCCGAGUUUCCUAAUGAAAGUUGGACAAAACUUCAAACUUCAAAUUAUGUUGAUACUUUGAUAGCUGUCGGUUGACGGGUUUAUAUUGAUAGUACCUUAUAAAGACUUGAAACUUCGUUGAAUAAAUUGUUGUCUAAUUACGUAUGUGCGUAUGAGUCAUACUUGAAUCUUGCAGUAUUUUUUCAUUGGGAUUGCAGUGUAUUUUUAUUGAAAAUCAUCAUCUAAUAUGGCUGGUUAUUCAGAAGACCAACUGUUAGAAUUUCAGGAAGCAUUCCAGCUGUUUGAUUCCCGUGGUGACGGCAAGAUUCAUGUAGCCCAGAUUGGAGAUGCCCUGAGAGCUCUCGGCCAGAAUCCCACCGAGUCGGAUGUCAAGAAGUGCACAUUACACUUGAAGCCAGAUGAGAGAAUAUCAUUUGAAGUGUUCCUCCCUAUCUAUCAGGCUAUCUCAAAGGCUCGCAGUGGCGACACCGCCAACGACUUCAUCGAGGGCUUGCGCCACUUCGACAAAGACGGCAACGGCUUCAUUUCCUCGGCCGAGCUCCGGCACCUGCUCUCCACGCUCGGCGAGAAGCUCAGCGAUGACGAGGUGGAGCAGCUGCUGCAGGGGCAGGAGGACUCGCAGGGCAACAUCAACUACGAGAACUUCGUGCAUCUCAUCAUGCAAGGCUGAGUCUUCCACCGUACUCUAGUGAGUAGCGGCCUCCACGGUACUAGGAGGUCGACGCGGCGCAUUUAUAGUGGUUGCUAGCACCACUUUAUAAACUUACGAUUCCGUAUAAUUAUGUAUUCCCAAUCGAUUAUAUUCCAAAAUUAAUCAUAAUUUAACAUUAAUUAUUGUAUAAAUAAAUAACUAUAAUAAAGAAAUAUUUGUCAUUACUACUUUA